This is a messenger RNA of Lytechinus variegatus (green sea urchin), 1988 nucleotides long. RefSeq names its product visual pigment-like receptor peropsin (gene rrh). The coding region runs from base 487 to 1500 and encodes 337 amino acids. NCBI's taxonomy places the organism in Eukaryota, Metazoa, Echinodermata, Echinoidea, Temnopleuroida, Toxopneustidae. Gene Ontology annotation, cellular component: membrane; photoreceptor outer segment. The record is from RefSeq and is a predicted model, not a curated record. The transcript is spliced from 5 exons. Gene Ontology annotation, molecular function: G protein-coupled receptor activity. Gene Ontology annotation, biological process: visual perception; G protein-coupled receptor signaling pathway.
UUGUUCCUCCCCUUUCUCCAUGGCAACACAACAUCUUCCCAAACAGAGCUUCAAUAAACAUGAUAAAGGAUAUCUUAAUAUGAGAUCUUGUACUGAUUCUCUUCUACGUCGUGAAAGCUGUGCGCUUUGUGCCCUGGAAACUGGCGCCAUUUUGUUCAUCACUGAGACAACACAUAACAAGCGAUUUGAAAUUUAUCAGUUUACACGGGGUUUUGUUUAUUUAUUAGUUGAGGAUUUUUUUCGCUUUCGUCGCCUUACAACACAGAACCAUCGUGAAGGUAUUGUUGAAUUGUACAGGAUAAAAAGCACCUGGAGAACAGAACAUUUUUUUGCUUAAAAUCAAAACAAAAGAAAACAACCGGGCUUAAUUUCGUUCAGGGUUUUUUUUUGCAUUGUUUUGUGUUUCGCUUUCGUCGCCUCCUGCCGCAGAACUUAUGUUGAGUUCUUGUUACGCUGUUCUGGACAAGAAACGCCUGAAAAACCACCAUGGAUAGCAUCCUUGAAAUCGGUCCAGAAGCGGAACAACUUCAUUAUGCCGUCGGAACUAUUCUCAUAGUCUGGUGGGCUGGUGGUGUAUUUGGGAAUGCGACCCUUUUCGCUGUCUUCGCCAGAUACCGGCAGCUGUGUAGUCCUGUCAAUGUGCUUCUUUUAAGUCUGGGGCUAGCGAACCUUGGAAUGACUGCAUGCUGUAUUCCUCUCUCAACCACAUCAAAUUUCAUCCAGAUAUGGAUCUUUCGGUGGGAAGGCUGCAAAUUCUAUGGCUUUUUCUUCAUGUUCUUUGGUUUAAGUGUUAUCGGUAAUACCGUCAUACUAGCAGUUAGCCGAUAUCUUAUCGUCUGUCGAGGAGAACUUGCUCAACAGUUGACCUUUUCGCAUUACCGUUACUUCGCGAUGUCGGCCUGGGUGAAUGGGCUCUUCUGGGCCGUCAUGCCCAUAUUUGGCUGGAGCCGUUACGACAUCGAAGCGCCUCUCCAGACCACGUGCUUCGUCGACUGGCAGCGCACCGACCUCUCCUACGUGUCCUACAUCAUCUCGUGGUUCGUUGUCAACUUCGUCUUGCCUCUGUCGCUGAUGGUGUUCGCCUACGUCAGCGCCUUUCUCAUGAGACAGGAGGGGCAGUUCGCUGAUCCCAUACGCAACAAUGAGCCCUUGCCUUCGAAUGUGGACUGGGCGAGCCAGCCCGAGGCUCACUGGGUCGGUAUCGCCACCGUAGUCGUCUUCGUGCUCUCCUGGCUUCCGUACAGUGUUGUCUUUCUCCAUGCCAUCGCGGAAAACAUCGGCGACAUGCCUCCAAACCUUCCCAUCAUCGCUCCGUUGUUCGCCGAGAUCACCCUCUGGAUCCAUCCCAUCCUAUUCCUGGUCUUCAUCAAAAAGUUCCGCUCGUACGCCGCCAUGAUGAUCUGCUGCCGUACCGAAGUCGAAGAGAUCGAAAUAAACCCGCAGGCCGACAACAGCCAUCGUACGUCGGAAACGCGACGGUUCGCCGAUCAUUUCGUCUAGCUCGGCGGCGACCCGAUUGCGUUGUCGAGGUAAAUGUAGUUCAUGCACCUAUUGUGCAUUGUACCAACGCUAUUUUUCCUUAUGAAAACCAAAAACACGAGGUGAGCGUUCCCGCAUGCGUAGAACGAGAAUUCCUUAUUCUCCAGAUAAUGAAACUUCCCUUCUUAAAUCAUUAAUAUCAUCAAUAUCAUGUCACUUUUACGUUCUGAUCGCCCCCACGUUUCAUUCACAAUAGUUAAUGAAUAAUUUGCUUCUGUACAUGUUGAAGGGAAAUGAAAAUAAACAAAUAACAAGAAACAAAAUGAUGUGAGCUUCAAACGAAACGAAGCAUGAUGAUUUCAUAAAAAAAGGACCAUAAAGAAAAUAUGAAGAUAUCUGUUAAUUUCUACUGGAAAUAAUUUCCUGAGAUUUGUAAUGUAAAAUUGCUGCAUUUUUAAAUUGCAUUCUAAAAAUUCGCUUUUCUUUAACAUUUAUAUGUCAAAUUGAUU